Molecule: messenger RNA, 1131 nt
Organism: Vicia faba (fava bean)
Lineage: Eukaryota; Viridiplantae; Streptophyta; Magnoliopsida; Fabales; Fabaceae
Source: the annotation of a GenBank genome assembly
AUGAGGAAUAACAAGUUCAAGCUUUCAGACAUGAUUCCCAAUGCUUGGUUUUACAAGCUAAAGGAAAUAGGCAAACCAAAAAACCAAACAUCAACAACGACCUCAAAGAACAGAAAACAUUCAUCUUCCUUACCCUCAAAAACAACCUCAAUAUCCUCAAAGCCAAAUCAACCCAACCAAAACCAAUACAUUCCUAGAAAAUCUUACUACUUCACAAGAAACCUUAACCAAAACAACAACAUCAAAUUAUCCUCUUCUUCACCAUCCAAAAACAGAACAAGAAAAACAACAACAACAACAUCAACAACAUCAAAAUCAAAAACAUGUUCUUCACCAAAACGUGUCACCUCCUCUGUCUCCGCUGAUUGUAGCUGCCGAACCACACUCGAAUCGGUCUGGACGAAAUCAGAAACACUUUCUUCCUCUCCGCUAAACAGCUUAUAUGAGUCGGAAUCCGUUGACACAGAGUUCAGAACAGAUAGAGUUCUGCUUCCCAAUGAAACAUCAUUCGAUGAAAUGGUUUCUUUCUCCAUUUCUUCUUGUCCUUGCAACAACAACAAUAUCAACAACAACAUAGAUAUUGUUAUCGAUGUCGACAAAAAUUCCCUACCUAGAAAAGAUGAUAAACUUGAAGACUACAAUUCAUAUAAACUACAACUUCCUCCUAUCAUCACAAAACCAAAAAUCAAAAAAGAACACAAACCCGAACAACAACAACAACAACAACCGAAGAACAUGAACAAGAACAGGAACAAGAUUGGUUCGGUAAAUUCUCCUGGAAUGAAGCUUCGUAUAAAAUCUCCGAAAAUCGCCACUAAAAAACUUCAGAUAUAUCACAACCGGAAAAGUGCAUCGUCGACAACAACGACAACAACCUCCGGCUACCACCGGAGAAGAAGCUUCUCCGGUAGUGUUGCAAUAGUGAAGUCAUCUUUUAAUCCUCAGAAGGAUUUCAGAGAGUCAAUGGUGGAGAUGAUUGUGGAGAAUAACAUAAGAGAAUCAAAGGAUUUGGAAGAUCUUCUUGCUUGUUAUCUUUCUCUGAAUUCAGAUGAGUAUCAUCAGCUUAUUAUCAAGGUGUUCAAGCAAAUAUGGUUUGAUUUGACUGAAAACAGGGUACAGAAAUAUAACUAG